Molecule: messenger RNA, 1672 nt
Organism: Populus trichocarpa (black cottonwood)
Lineage: Eukaryota; Viridiplantae; Streptophyta; Magnoliopsida; Malpighiales; Salicaceae
Product: UDP-glycosyltransferase 75C1
Exons: 1
Coding region: 113-1528 (471 amino acids)
Molecular function (GO): UDP-glycosyltransferase activity
Source: RefSeq, a predicted model, not a curated record
CUGCUCACAAAAUCCCACACUCGACUGCGACAACAAAAAUCAAUCUAACUGACACACUUCUCUUUUCCAUUAAAAAAAACACUUCGCUUUCCAUACAAUUCCAGUUAAGACCAUGGGAGUCAUGGGAGUGCAGCCUCACAUCCUUCUUGUAACAUUCCCUGCUCAAGGUCACAUAAAUCCAGCCCUUCAAUUCGCCAAACGCCUAGUAGCCAUGGGUGCACAUGUCACCUUUGCUACAAGCAUGGGCGCCAAACGCCGGAUGUCUAAAUCCGGAACUUAUCCUAAAGGCUUGUAUUUCGCUGCCUUUGAUGAUGGUUCCGAACAUGGGUUUAGACCCAGUGAUGAUAUCGAACACUACUUCUCCGAGCUCAGGCAUGUUGGCUCGCAAUCUCUUGCUGACCUUAUAUGUCAAGUUCCGAAAAAUGGCGGACCAUUUACUUGUGUGGUAUACUCCAAUCUCAUACCUUGGGUGGCAAAGGUGGCCCGACAACACAACCUCCCUUCAACACUCCUUUGGAACCAAUCUCCUGCCCUUUUAGACAUCUUUUACUACUACUUCAAUGGCUAUGGUGACACUAUUAAGAAGAAUAUCAAUGAUCCAAGCUUUUCGCUGAAGUUACCAGGAGUGCCUCCUCUUGGAAGCCGUGACUUACCCUCAUUUCUCGAUCCUAGAAACACACAUGCUUUUGCACUUUCAGUGAAUAAAGAGCAUAUUGAGGUUCUUGAUGAAGAAACCAACCCAAAAGUUCUUGUCAACACCUUCGAUGCAUUAGAGUGUGAGGCUCUGAAUUCAAUAGGUAAGUUUAAGUUGGUUGGGGUUGGCCCUCUGAUUCCAUCAGCCUAUUUAGAUGGAAAAGAUCCAUCCGAUACUUCCUUUGGUGGUGAUCUUUUUCAAGACUCAAAGGACUAUAUAGAAUGGCUUAAUUCAAAGCCAGAAUCAUCUGUGAUUUAUAUAUCAUUUGGAAGCAUAUCUGUUAUUUCAAAGCCACAAAAAGAGGAAAUGGCUCGUGCUUUGCUAGAUACUGGCCGUCCAUUUUUGUGGGUCAUAAGAACAGAUGGAGGAGAAGAGAAAGAAGAAGAUAAGCUGAGUUGCACAGAAGAGCUUGAAAAGCAAGGGAAGAUAGUGCCAUGGUGCUCUCAAGUGGUGGUUUUGUCACAUCCAUCAAUAGGUUGUUUCGUGACACAUUGUGGAUGGAACUCAACUUUUGAGAGCUUGGCUUCUGGGGUGCCGGUGGUGGCUUUUCCACAAUGGACUGAUCAACUGACGAAUGCUAAGAUGGUUGAAGCUGUAUGGGAGACAGGGGUGAGAGUCAGUGCUAAUAAAGAAGGGAUAGUUGAAGGCGAGGAGAUAGAGAAAUGCUUGGAGUUGGUCAUGGGAGGUGGAGAGCGAGGAAAAGAGAUGAGAAAGAAUGCUAAGAAAUGGAAGGAUUUGGCAAGAGAAAGUUCCAAAGAAGGUGGCUCUUCGUACCAAAAUCUGCAGGAUUUUUUUAAUGAGAUUGGAGGAGGGGCCAUGUCGUUAGACAUAUAAAAAAUUCAGUUUUUAGAAUUGUAUCAAUGAAGUCAGGAUGAGAACCCUUUCAGUUUCUUUCACAAAUCAUGUCAGCAAAAUCUUAACCUUGAAAUUCUUGACUGGAUAAUUUUGUUAGUGUUUGAUUAAUUUAAUCUUUCUUAA